Maniola jurtina (meadow brown) is the source of this 2804-nucleotide messenger RNA. RefSeq names its product MAU2 chromatid cohesion factor homolog (gene Mau2). Bases 31 to 1851 code for a protein of 606 amino acids. The record is from RefSeq and is a predicted model, not a curated record. Gene Ontology annotation, cellular component: SMC loading complex; chromatin. NCBI's taxonomy places the organism in Eukaryota, Metazoa, Arthropoda, Insecta, Lepidoptera, Nymphalidae. Gene Ontology annotation, biological process: mitotic sister chromatid cohesion; maintenance of mitotic sister chromatid cohesion. The transcript has 11 exons. Gene Ontology annotation, molecular function: protein binding; double-stranded DNA binding.
ACACUGCUCCCUCCAAGCAGAAAUGUCAAAAUGGCGUCAACGCAGGACGCUUGGUAUAUUUCUUUACUUGGUUUAGCGGAACAUUUCCGUACAUCAAAUCCUCCUGACAUAAAAAGUUGUAUUCAGUGCCUUCAAGCCGUAUUUAAUUUCAAACCACCACAGAGGGUCGAGGCCAGGACACAUUUACAACUCGGAAAUAUCCUUUUGACACACACUAAAAACAUCGACUUGGCGAGAACGCAUUUGGAACAGAGUUGGUGCUUAUCUCAGACAAUCAACGGCUUCGAUGAUGUCAAGUUCGAAGCGGCGAGCGUACUCGCGGAGCUGUUCGAGCAGCAGGGACAGCCAACACAUUCUAAACCGAUUCUACGGAAGGCUAUUGAACUAUCACAACACAGUGUUUACUGGCACUGCAGGCUAAUAUUCCAACUGGCACAAAUCCAUGCAACAGAGCGGGAAUAUGAAGUGGCUAGCAGUCUCCUGGCAGUAGGAGUGGACUAUGCACAGAUUUCCAAUGCUGCAUACACAAGAGUGCUGUUCUUACUCAGUAGGGUUAUGUUACUAUUAAUAGACAAGAAAAUCCAAGAAGUGUUACCACUACUGAACCAGGCUGGACAUCUUGUGGAGACGUGGGCUGGCAGUCCACACCAAAAGGAGUAUCUCAAAGUGUUCUAUUUUGUCCUCCAGGUAUGCCACUACCUGAUGGCGGGGCAGGUGAAGAGUGUGAAGCCAUGUUUGAAGCAGCUGCAGCAGAGCAUACAGACCAUCAUGGCGCCCACGUGGCCGGAUGAUGAUGCGGUGUGCGGACCGGCGGCGAGCGCGAGCGGCGCGGAGUCGUUCGUGUGGCUGUCGCGGCAGCAGCUGUACGUGCUGGUGUACCUGGUGACGGUGAUGCACUCGGCGCAGGCGGGCUACAUGGACAAGGCGCACAAGUACACGGAGAAGGCGCUGGCGCAGAUCGACAAGCUGGCGGGCGAGGAGGGCGGCGACGCGGGCGGCGUGCGCGGCGGCGCGGCGCUGGCGUGGCGCCUGCGCAUGGCGCUGCUGGAGCACGCGGCGCUGUGCCGCCUGGUGGCGGGCGGCAAGGCGCACGCGCUGCACGAGAUCGCGCGCGCCGCGCAUCUGCUCAACACCGCGCCCAACGCGCACACGGCGGCGGCGCACACGCCACAGCUGCACUGCCUGCUGGGGCUGUACGCGAUGUCCAUGAACUGCAUGGAGGCCGCCGAGGCGCAGUUCCACACCGCCAUACACAUGUCACAAGAAAGGGACCUAUGGAUGUUUGCGAAGCUGAACCUGGCUAUUGUUUACCUGCGCGGGAGAAGAGACAACGACUUGGCACUACUAAUGGAACAGGUGAGGCCGGAAGCAUUGCCUGCCUACGCACACGGACUAAGGGCUGCCUCGUACUAUGUUUUGGGAUUACAAGCAUUCUUCCAAGCACGGUACAAUGAAGCCAAGAGGUAUCUGCGAGAAACAUUAAAAAUGGCCAACGCAGAGGAUCUCAACCGUCUAACGUCAUGCUCACUGGUAUUACUGGGACACAUAUUCCUGUCCAUCAACAACUCGCGGGAGAGCAUGAACAUGGUGACGCCCGCCAUGCAGCUCGCGAGCAAGAUCCCAGACGUGCAUGUCCAGCUGUGGGCAAGCGCUAUACUGAAAGAUCUGUACCGGCUAGCGGGUGACACGGAGCGCGAGAACGAAGCAUACCAGAUGCACUGCAACUUCUCACAAGCGCUCCUCAAAGACCACUUCCAGGCGUCGCAGAUGCCUGAACACGCACUAGUCCAGUGGACGAGCGGCUCUCCGCCCGCGCUGCCGGCGCCGCCGGGCUCCACGCAUCCCUCUUAAAUACAGUGUGAUAACACGUGCGUUACUAUACCAGUGCGACAAUAUACGUGUAAUGAUACUGCAACUUCUCACAAGCCCUCCAAACCACUUCCAAGAGACACUGAUGCCUAAGCACGCGCUCGUGCAGUGGAUGAGCGGUCCUCGCCCGCACUGACGCCUUCGAUAACACGUGCGUUACUACACUCUUGCGGUAAUAAAUGUGUUACGAUAUUAAUAAUAUACAUAUAAUAGACGCAUUUAGACAGUCCACGUGUUACAAUACUAGUGUGAUAACACACGCGUCACGAACUAGUGCGACAAUAGUGCUACAACGAUAGUACUUAUGCGAUAUUCUGGCUUAUUCCGCUACAUACACAAGUCUAAACAUUCAGAGUAUUAUGAAAGGGAUAGCAAUAUAUUUAAACCCGUCAUUUUAGAGAUUGUGUGCAACAGAAUUAGCUCAAUAGUGUUAUGACAUUAGUGCGAUAACACAUGCAUUACGAUACUACUGCGACAGUACACCUGUUUCGAUAAAAGUGCAAAAACACACAUUAUGACACAAGUGCGACAAUAUGCGUGCUACGGCUGUGUGUACAUGUGUACGACAAUGCGACGAUACGAUAUGUGCAGUGAAUCCACAGUGAAGUGUAAAUACUAUGUGUAAAUUCUCGGAUAGACGUUUUGGCAUAGAAACAGACUAAAUAAACUGUAAAUAAAACUGACAAGAUAUGUGCUACUGGCACGUGGGCUAAUAUAAUUCUACCCACAUUAAAUCAACUGUGAACAAUAUAAAUACUUAUGUUUUUAGGCAAAUUUUGUGUUUCAAUGAAAUUAUAAUGUAAACAAUGGGUUCUAUACUGCCCAUAAGGGCCGGGGCACAUAUGGCAGAGCGCAGCGCAGAGCAUUUUUCACAGUCAAAAUAUUAUCGACAUUGUCCUCAUUGAAAUAAUAUCUAAAAUCAAUUGUGCAUCCGU